AUGGCGUUCAAGAUGCUUUCAAGGGCGAGGAGCAAUAUCUCUGUUUUGUUUGUCUUGUGUCUUAUGUUAGCUCUGUCUACUUUGGCCAUCGCUGGAACGGAGGUCGCAGUCUCUGAGCUAUCAGCAUCGCAAAUCGAAGAAAAGCUGCAAGAAUGCCCACUGGUGCAGUCAUUAAAUGCCCACAAGCAGGCCACAGCUCCGCAAACCACGAGCUUGACCUCGAAAAUAUUUGCAGUCCUAUUCCCAGGCAGUCCUGCAGUCAAUGCCAUUCUGGCAACUUUUUAUAUUUCCGGUCCUCCGAACUUCCUGCUUGCAUUAUGUCCAACAGACAUUGAUCCAUCCUCAUUAUCAGUGAUGGUGGCAUUCGCUGUGGGAGGGUUAAUGGGGGAUACCCUCUUUCACCUUCUUCCAGAGAUAUUCUUGGGAGAGGAUUCUCCCGAGCACGCGCGUUUUGUUCUCGUCGAACCCAACAGAAACCUACUUCUUGGCGCUGCCAUCUUGGUCGGGUUCCUUACCUUCGUUGCUAUGGAUAAAGCACUCCGGAUAGCUACUGGAGGGGAAGGGGCGCAUGAUCAUGGCCAUGAACACAAACCGGCCAGCCCUAAAGGUGGUGACACUGCAGUAGCAUCCGGCUCAUCUACACUUGACGGCAACACCAAGGAUCAACCAAGACUGCGCAAGCCGGAGAAGCCCGCAGAAUCUCAGUUAACCCAGGAGAAAGAAGUCAACCCCAGCGUCAAGCUCGGUGGAUAUCUCAAUCUCAUCGCUGAUUUUACUCAUAACAUCACCGACGGUCUCGCAAUGUCCUCCUCUUUCUAUGCCUCCCCAACCAUCGGCGCAACAACCACCGUCGCGGUCUUCUUCCACGAAAUCCCUCAUGAGGUUGGAGACUUUGCACUCCUUGUGCAGUCCGGCUUUUCAAAGCGGAAGGCUAUGGGUGCUCAAUUCGUCACUGCGGUUGGCGCCUUUUUGGGUACUUUCAUCGGUAUUGCCAUUCAGGAGCUUGGCGGGAAUUCUGAGACGUCUGCUUCUUCUUCAUCGUCCGCAGGUUUGCUAGGAACUAGUCUUACUGCCGGCGAUUUACUCCUACCGUUCACCGCUGGGACGUUCCUCUAUGUGGGAACCGUUGCUGUAAUUCCAGAGCUCCUUGAGACUGGCAAGGAUAAGUCUACCGAGUUGCGCAAAACUAUUAAACAGUUUGCUGCGAUGUUUGCGGGUGCAGGUAUUAUGCUUUUGUAA
Messenger RNA from Coccidioides posadasii C735 delta SOWgp, 1239 nucleotides. RefSeq lists its product as uncharacterized. Gene Ontology annotation, molecular function: zinc ion transmembrane transporter activity. Gene Ontology annotation, biological process: zinc ion transmembrane transport; intracellular zinc ion homeostasis. The record is from RefSeq and is a predicted model, not a curated record. Gene Ontology annotation, cellular component: membrane. Lineage: Eukaryota; Fungi; Ascomycota; Eurotiomycetes; Onygenales; Onygenaceae.